Molecule: messenger RNA, 1101 nt
Organism: Menidia menidia (Atlantic silverside)
Lineage: Eukaryota; Metazoa; Chordata; Actinopteri; Atheriniformes; Atherinopsidae
Source: the annotation of a GenBank genome assembly
AUGGCACCGGGAGCCGCGCGCCUCUGCGUCCUCCUCCUCCUGGUCCUCCAGCUGGGGCGCGCCACCCCUCUGGUGGUCAAGCCGGACGCGGGGUUGGACGUACCGCGGGCCGAGGCUGCCCCUCCGCACAAAAAAGCGCCCCAGUUCAUGUUGGACUUUUUUAACGCAGUGACCGCCGCAGAAGGGACCCCCAAAAGUCAGACGGAGAUCCUUGAAGGCAACACCGUGCGCAGUUUUGAGGAUAAAGGUCACAACCGUGAAGGCUUUCACGUUUUCAACCUGUCGUCUUUCAGCAGAGAGGAGAAAAUCAUCAAGGCGGAAUUCCGUUGGUUCAGAAAGAAACAGAAACAGAAGUUUUACCUCGGAAAUUCACACGGUCCCCAUUUCUACAAGGUGAAUCUAUACGAGGUUUUGGACAGCAGAGUGAAGCCAUGGAGGGGAAACCUGAUCACCUCUAGGCUGGUGCCUCUGCACACACAAGGAUGGGAAGUCUUCAAUAUCACGGACAUGGUGUCUAAGUGGAUCCUGAACAGUCAGGAAAACGGUGCCAUCCUGGUGACGACAACCUUUCUUUCCGGGAACUGGAUGGAGGCGGCGGUGUCUUCAGCUAAGCGGGAUGGAAGGGAUGGAAGGUCCACCGACAAAAACGCCUACCUGGUCAUAUUUUCAGACGACGGGAGAGCAGGAGCAAACAAGUCAGGCCAGGGACAACCUGAGAACCAUGAGACCCUCAGCAGGAGACGGCGGGCGUCCUCGGCCUUCCCGCCCCUUAACCGGCCCCAGACCUGCCAGCGGGUCCCGCUCUACGUCGACUUCGACGAGAUCGGCUGGUCGGGCUGGAUCAUCUCCCCCCGCGGAUACAACGCCUACCACUGCAAGGGCUCCUGCCCGUUCCCUUUGGGGGUCGGCCUCCGGGCCACCAACCACGCCACCGUGCGCUCCAUCAUGCACGCGCUCAAGCUGUCCAGAGACCAAGUGGAAGCCCCCUGCUGCGUGCCCGACAGGCUCCAGUCCAUCAGCCUGCUGUAUUUCGACGACGAGGAGAACGUGGUGCUGAAGCAGUACGACGACAUGGUGGCCCUGAGCUGCGGGUGUCACUGA